AUGAGGCCGCUGCCGGGCGCUUAUGGCGUGGCGGCGGCCGCCGCGCUGUUGCUGCUGCUGCUGCCCCGAGCCCAGGCGGACGAGCACGAGCACACGUAUCAAGAUAAAGAAGAGGUUGUCUUAUGGAUGAAUACUGUUGGGCCCUACCAUAAUCGACAAGAGACAUAUAAAUACUUUUCACUUCCAUUCUGUGUGGGGUCAAAAAAAAGUAUUAGUCAUUAUCAUGAAACUUUGGGAGAAGCACUUCAAGGUGUUGAAUUGGAGUUUAGUGGUCUGAAUAUUAAAUUCAAAGAUGAUGUGAUGCCAGCCACUUACUGUGAAAUUGACUUAGAUAAAGAGAAGAGAGAUGCCUUUGUGUAUGCUAUAAAAAAUCACUACUGGUACCAGAUGUAUAUAGAUGACUUACCAAUAUGGGGUAUUGUUGGUGAAGCAGAUGAAAAUGGAGAAGAUUACUAUCUCUGGACCUACAAAAAACUUGAAAUAGGCUUUAAUGGAAAUCGAAUUGUUGAUGUUAAUCUAACUAGUGAAGGAAAGGUGAAACUGGUUCCAAAUACCAAAAUCCAGAUGUCAUAUUCAGUAAAAUGGAAAAAGUCAGAUGUAAAAUUUGAAGACCGAUUUGACAAAUAUCUGGAUCCAUCUUUUUUUCAACACAGGAUUCAUUGGUUUUCCAUUUUCAACUCCUUUAUGAUGGUUAUCUUCCUGGUGGGCUUAGUUUCCAUGAUUUUAAUGAGAACUUUGAGAAAAGAUUAUGCCCGGUACAGUAAAGAAGAAGAAAUGGAUGACAUGGAUAGAGACCUAGGAGAUGAGUAUGGAUGGAAGCAGGUGCAUGGAGAUGUAUUUAGACCGUCAAGUCACCCACUGAUAUUUUCCUCUCUCAUCGGUUCUGGAUGUCAGAUAUUUGCUGUGUCUCUCAUUGUUAUUAUUGUUGCAAUGAUAGAAGAUUUAUAUACAGAGAGGGGAUCCAUGCUCAGUACAGCUAUAUUUGUUUAUGCCGCUACAUCUCCAGUGAAUGGUUAUUUUGGAGGAAGUCUUUAUGCUAGACAAGGAGGAAGGAGAUGGAUAAAACAGAUGUUUAUUGGAGCAUUCCUGAUCCCAGCAAUGGUGUGUGGCACUGCCUUCUUCAUUAAUUUUAUAGCCAUUUAUUACCAUGCUUCAAGAGCCAUUCCUUUUGGAACAAUGGUGGCUGUUUGUUGCAUCUGUUUUUUUGUUAUUCUGCCUCUGAAUCUUGUUGGUACAAUACUUGGCCGGAAUCUGUCAGGUCAGCCCAACUUCCCUUGUCGUGUCAAUGCUGUGCCUCGUCCUAUCCCGGAGAAAAAAUGGUUCAUGGAGCCUGCAGUUAUUGUUUGCCUGGGAGGAAUUUUACCUUUUGGCUCAAUUUUUAUUGAAAUGUAUUUCAUCUUCACAUCUUUCUGGGCAUAUAAGAUCUACUAUGUCUAUGGCUUUAUGAUGCUGGUGCUGGUCAUCCUGUGCAUUGUGACCGUCUGUGUGACCAUUGUGUGCACAUACUUUCUACUCAAUGCAGAGGAUUACAGGUGGCAAUGGACAAGUUUUCUCUCUGCUGCAUCAACUGCAAUCUAUGUUUACAUGUAUUCCUUUUACUACUAUUUUUUCAAAACAAAGAUGUAUGGCUUAUUUCAAACAUCAUUUUACUUUGGAUAUAUGGCGGUAUUUAGCACAGCCUUGGGGAUAAUGUGUGGAGCGAUUGGUUACAUGGGAACAAGUGCCUUUGUCCGAAAAAUCUAUACUAAUGUGAAAAUUGACUAGAGACCCAAGAAAACCUGGAACUUCGGAUCAAUUUUUCUUUCAUUGGGGUGGACCUUGCACAGCAGAAAAAGCGCAAGAAGAGAUUUGGGCUUUAACACUGGGUACUUUGUGGGUCUCUGUUUCGCAGAUGGCUUAAAGUAACAUCUAUUUCCAUUGAUCCUAGGUUCUUACUGACUGCUUUCUUCAACUGUUCACAGCAAAUGCUUGGAUUUUAUGCAGUAGGCAUUACUACAGUACAUGGCUAAUCUUCCCAAAAACUAGCUCAUUAAAGAUGAAAUAGACCAGCUCUCUUCAGUGAAGAGGACAAAUAGUUUAUUUAAAGCAUUUGUUCCAAUAAAAUAAAUAGAGGGAAACUUGGAUGCUAAGAUUACAUGAAUAGAGAUCUUCCUGGCGCACUUAGUGUUGUUUCUACGUUAUUGAAAAAUGAUGUUCCAGAAAGAUUACGUAUUUCUCUUAUUUUUACUGCCAUCAUCAACCUAUUGUGGGACAUUUUUAUAUAUUGAAUCUGGGUUCUUUUGACCUUUUUCUUUCAAUUCAACUGCAUCCUUUUUUUAAAGAGAGAAUUAAAAAAAAUAAUUCCUGCAUGUAAUAUAUCUGCUGUCAUCUUAGUUGGACUAGCUUCCCAUUUAUUUAUCUAAAAGUGUACAGUUACAUCUUAAUUCCAUCCAAAGAAGAUACAGUCUGAAGAUAGAGGUGUACUCUCUACAAUACAACUUACUGUACAGUUAGAAAGCAAAGUGUUAAAUGGAGAAGAUAUUUGUUUUUAUUAAACAUUUUGAGAUUUAGAUAAAACAACAUUUUAACUGAACUGUCUAAAGUGAUUAUCUUUCUUCCCCCUACCCCCAAGUUAGUCUUCCAUCUUUUUUUGGGUUUGAAUGAAGGCUUUAUAUAAAAAAUUAUUAAAACCAUGAAGGGUGGGUAAUACGUGUAUAUAACAUUAAAUAAUGUAACGUAGGUGUAGAUUCCCAAAUGCUUUUGGAUGUACAGAUUGACUUCAGAGUUCUUUUUCUGAUGAUGAUUGGUGUAGAAAUGUGUGAAUUUGGAUGGCUUUUUCCAUCUUGCCUACCAUUGCAUGAAACAUUGGGAUUUCUUCAAAAUGUGUGUGUCAUGCUUAUUUUGGGAUGGGAGAAUUGUUUCUUCUGUUUCUUUUCUGAGACUCCUACGGGAGCUAAAUUUGUAAUUUAGAAACAUUUAAUGUUAAUCCUGUCUGGGACACUUAAGUAACGUCUAAAGCAUUCCUGCUUUAGGAUGUUAAAAUAAAAUUUCCUGACCAAA
Messenger RNA from Chrysochloris asiatica (Cape golden mole), 3039 nucleotides. RefSeq names its product transmembrane 9 superfamily member 3 (gene TM9SF3). The transcript is spliced from 15 exons. Gene Ontology annotation, biological process: protein localization to membrane. NCBI's taxonomy places the organism in Eukaryota, Metazoa, Chordata, Mammalia, Afrosoricida, Chrysochloridae. Bases 1 to 1764 code for a protein of 587 amino acids. The record is from RefSeq and is a predicted model, not a curated record. Gene Ontology annotation, cellular component: membrane.